Messenger RNA from Saccharomyces cerevisiae S288C, 1206 nucleotides. RefSeq names its product nicotinamide-nucleotide adenylyltransferase NMA1 (gene NMA1). The record is from RefSeq and is marked reviewed. Gene Ontology annotation, molecular function: nicotinamide-nucleotide adenylyltransferase activity; nucleotidyltransferase activity; nicotinate-nucleotide adenylyltransferase activity. The transcript has a single exon. Bases 1 to 1206 code for a protein of 401 amino acids. Lineage: Eukaryota; Fungi; Ascomycota; Saccharomycetes; Saccharomycetales; Saccharomycetaceae. Gene Ontology annotation, biological process: NAD+ biosynthetic process. Gene Ontology annotation, cellular component: nucleus; cytoplasm.
AUGGAUCCCACAAGAGCUCCGGAUUUCAAACCGCCAUCUGCAGACGAGGAAUUGAUUCCUCCACCCGACCCGGAAUCUAAAAUUCCCAAAUCUAUUCCAAUUAUUCCAUACGUCUUAGCCGAUGCGAAUUCCUCUAUAGAUGCACCUUUUAAUAUUAAGAGGAAGAAAAAGCAUCCUAAGCAUCAUCAUCACCAUCAUCACAGUCGUAAAGAAGGCAAUGAUAAAAAACAUCAGCAUAUUCCAUUGAACCAAGACGACUUUCAACCACUUUCCGCAGAAGUGUCUUCCGAAGAUGAUGACGCGGAUUUUAGAUCCAAGGAGAGAUACGGUUCAGAUUCAACCACAGAAUCAGAAACUAGAGGUGUUCAGAAAUAUCAGAUUGCUGAUUUAGAAGAAGUUCCACAUGGAAUCGUUCGUCAAGCAAGAACCUUGGAAGACUACGAAUUCCCCUCACACAGAUUAUCGAAAAAAUUACUGGAUCCAAAUAAACUGCCGUUAGUAAUAGUAGCAUGUGGGUCUUUUUCACCAAUCACCUACUUGCAUCUAAGAAUGUUUGAAAUGGCUUUAGAUGCAAUCUCUGAACAAACAAGGUUUGAAGUCAUAGGUGGAUAUUACUCCCCUGUUAGUGAUAACUAUCAAAAGCAAGGCUUGGCCCCAUCCUACCAUAGAGUACGUAUGUGUGAAUUGGCCUGCGAAAGAACCUCAUCUUGGUUGAUGGUGGAUGCAUGGGAGUCAUUGCAACCUUCAUACACAAGAACUGCCAAGGUCUUGGAUCAUUUCAAUCACGAAAUCAAUAUUAAGAGAGGUGGUGUAGCUACUGUUACUGGAGAAAAAAUUGGUGUGAAAAUAAUGUUGCUGGCUGGUGGUGACCUAAUAGAGUCAAUGGGUGAACCAAACGUUUGGGCGGACGCCGAUUUACAUCACAUUCUCGGUAAUUACGGUUGUUUGAUUGUCGAACGUACUGGUUCUGAUGUAAGGUCUUUUUUGUUAUCCCAUGAUAUUAUGUAUGAACAUAGAAGGAAUAUUCUUAUCAUCAAGCAACUCAUCUAUAAUGAUAUUUCUUCCACGAAAGUUCGUCUAUUUAUCAGACGCGCCAUGUCUGUACAAUAUUUGUUACCUAAUUCGGUCAUCAGGUAUAUCCAAGAACAUAGACUAUAUGUGGACCAAACCGAACCUGUUAAGCAAGUUCUUGGAAACAAAGAAUGA